Messenger RNA from Argiope bruennichi, 3531 nucleotides. Its product is annotated as leucine-rich repeat-containing protein 20-like. The record is from RefSeq and is a predicted model, not a curated record. Gene Ontology annotation, cellular component: extracellular matrix. Bases 62 to 673 code for a protein of 203 amino acids. NCBI's taxonomy places the organism in Eukaryota, Metazoa, Arthropoda, Arachnida, Araneae, Araneidae. Gene Ontology annotation, molecular function: protein binding. The transcript has 4 exons.
UCCUGCAAAAGUUAGCCUUGUUUAGCCUGAAAUAAACUUGAUUUUUUUAGACUUCGCCAAGAUGUGUGAGAUCCUCCCUCAGAUGAUAGGAGUUGCAAUGGCAGGGAAGGCUGUUACAAAAGUGGUCCACAGAUGCCACAGCGCCAAAGAGGACAGAAAUCUAAAUUUGUCAGAAUGCCAGUUGAUGUCUUUCCCAGAUGCCGUUUACCAUUUGAUGCGGAACACUGUGUUGAUUUCUUGCGAUCUGUCUUCAAAUGUGUUCAGAAAAAUCCCACCUCAGUUGCCCAUGAAAUUUUUUAACAUCUCUGAACUCAACUUAUCCAACAAUCGUUUAAGCACGCUACCAGAAGAGUUAAAAGAUCUCAAAGAAUUACGAAGACUAGAUUUGUCUCAUAAUGAUUUCAUGAUUUUGCCAAGAGUUGCCUUCAAAAUACCACAUCUUAUCUUCCUAAACCUGAAACAGAAUUUCAUUGUAGAUGUUGACAUCUCCAAAGUACAGGCAGCUCCCUCCCUAAAAGAGCUGAACAUGGAGGACAACCCUCUGACGAGGACGUCUUACAUCCAACUUCGAUCCAUCCCAGCAGACAAAAUCCUCGUCCACGUCUCGGAGCCCAAGCCCAGCGACGAUGACGACGACGAUUUCACUGUGAGCCCACCGAACAGCAGUGUUUAAGAACUGACGAGUUUUUUAUACAUCUAUUUCCAGAAGCUCAGGGCUGUGAUGAAAGAUACAUUUUGUACAAAUUUCGUUAUUGCAAAUCUGUUCUACUGUUAAUUUUGAUAAAUUUGACGAUGAAGUUGGACAAUCAGUUGUGUAUAGUUUUUGACAAGAAGGUUAAAAAACGGUUGCUUCGAGCAGUAUGUUUUUUUAGACAUUUCCAAAGUAUGGUUUUAAUUUUUUAACGAUGUAAAUGCGCAUUAUGUUUGUGUAUGGAUAUCGAUUUCAAAUGCUAGUGAAAUAAUUCAAAAAAGUUUCAUUUUUUUAAAGCUUUGUCUAAUUAAUUUUUUGGGUGCAUGAUGGAAUUUUGAAUUGUGAAAAAUACUUAAAAUUAUGGAUGAUUAUGGUUUAUUAUUUAAACCUACUUUAUUGCUUAACCCUUUAUUUACCGAAUUACUUUAAUAUCAAGAUUUCAAAUUUAUUUUUGAACCAUUAGUUAAUUUUUGGUAAUAAUAAACGCAGGAAGAAGAAAAAAAAACUUUAAUUAAUUAAAAUAAUUUAAUUGAUUGCAUUGAUUAAAAAGGACUUUUAAUAUUAUUUUUUAGAUUAUAUCUACUUUUUAUUGGAAAAACAUUCUUCGUGUUCUUUUAAAUACUGUUCGAAAAAAUAUUCAAAUUGUGCAGAUAUCAGCCACAUUGAAACGGUACUUUAAAGUACCGUCUGUAAACAAAGGGUUAAAGAGGACAAAGAUAAAAAUAUAUAUAAUAAAUUCGUUGAGCAAAGCAGCAUUCAUUCAAGCACUUGCAUUGCUUGAAUAUUUUGAAAAUAGCGCAAUUUUUUUUCUUGUAAAUCAAACUUUGCUAUAGAUUAUUGCUUAUUUUAAUCAUUUAAUGAGAAUUUUUUUAAAUAUGUAAUUGUUGAUAGUAAGAAAGUAGACUUACAAUUCAAAAAUUAAAACUUUCACUAAACCAAAAAAAAAAAAUUCUAAAUUUAAUUUUAUAUCAAAUAUAUAUGAUGAACUACAGAAGUUAGUGCAAUGCUUUGUAUAAAAUAAGUUAAUUUUCAAUAUAACUCCGUCUAUAUGUUUAAAAAAUAAAUGAUAAAUUUAAUGCACUGUGAUUUCGUAAAAUUUACAAAAAAAAAAAAGUGAUUUACUUUUAAAAAUUUCUUGGUGAAAAGCAGAUAACUUUCCUAUAACUUUUUUAUUACUUUUCUUUUUGAAAAAAAAAAUAUGCCCCUUCGCAGAUUUCAGCUUUAAUUCAUCAUAACUAAAAGUUUUAAAUUUUAAAUUUUUGAAUACAGAAACUCGAUUUAAAUUAUUUUUAUAAGAAACAGAGUAACAGCUUUUAAAUAUUCUUUCGGAGAUAGUCUUAGAAGUGUUCUGUGUAAAAUAUAUAUUUUAUAAGAUAAAAUGCGCAAGUUUUUAAAUUAGAUGAAUUUUUAUAACGCUGUGAUCUUUUAUAAUAUCCACUAAAAUCUACUUAUGUUUGUGCAACCUAAAUUCCUGCUUCAUUGUGUUCAACUUAAGGGUGAUUAUAUCAAAUGUCUAUUAACAAGUCAGAAUCGAAUAUAAAUACUUUCCUAAAGUGUUUAUAAGAGAAGCUGUGGCUUUCUGGGAUAUUAUUUGUAUAUAUUGCAUGUAAAAUGUGUUACUUUUUUUUACUUUAAUGAUAAUUAUCAUUAUUUUAAUGAUAAUUAUCAGUCUGUUUGUUUUUAUGACUAAAGAACCUAAUAUUUAUAAAAAAAUUUCACAUAAGAGUAAUAUUUAGCUGAAAUUGAGCUGUUCUUAUUUUGUAUAAUGUAACAAAAUGCAGUCGAACUUCUGUAUAUCAAAGUUGAAAAUUCCUGAAAAAAAUCCGAUAUAUAGAAAUUUUAUAAUACAGAAAACAUUACAGAUUUUCCUUCUUUUUCUUAUUAAAAAUAACUAUGCAUAGUCACUUUUUUUUAAGUUAAAAAAGAAUUCAACUAUCUGAGAAGUAAUUUACGAACAUGUUCAAAAAAUAAUUUUUCAAAAUUAUUUUUACCUUACUUUCCAUCAUUCUUCUGAAAACCACAAUAAGAAAUUUAAAGAUGAAAUCCAUUUGCUGUAAAAAUCUCACUAAAAGAACAGUAGCUAAAAAUAUGGUUCAGCUAGUUUCGUUUAGUUAUAUUAACGUCCUAUUUUAAAGCAGCUAUGGCUAUUUUGAACCGGACUUCCUAAUAUUAAACUCAGAUGACGAGGACGACAACUGAGCUGGUAGCCUCCCUCUCCAAACUUCCACACCACACAGCAAAUGAUAGUUGCCUUUCGUAAAAAAACUUCCGCUCUAUUAAGAAGUUCUUUUUCGGCAAAAAUUGGUGAAAUAGUUUCUUUUUCUUUUACCUUAUUUAAUUUACAUUAUAUCUGUUGAACUAAAUCUAUUAUUGCUUUUUGUCUGAAAUAGGUAUACAUUAUUUAUCCAGGCAAAAAAAAAGAUUAUUCCAUAGAUAUAAAUUAAUCUUUUAUUAAAAAUUAACGAUUCCUGAAAAAAAGUUCGAUUUAUAAAGAUUUUUGUUAUAUGGAAACUCGAUAUAUGAAAGUUCGACUGUAAUAUCAAGGCAUGUACUGUUUGUUUAUUUGCAAUAUUGAUUCUUGAUUAAAAUGUUGACUUUUAAGAAUAAUGUUUAAAAAAAUUCUGAAAUUGAACUAAUUAAAUUAUAUACAUUUUUAAAUUCCAUUAUUCACAAAAUUUGUAAAUUUUGGGUUUCUUUUAUGCAGUUUGAAAUUUAAUAGAUAUCGAUGAAUUUUAGAUUUGUGCGUGCUAUCUUACUUGCAGCUGUUAUUAUUUAAAAUAAUUUUAUGUAUAUUUAGUUGUUUUUUUACAAAGUAUAAAAUAUAUGAAAAAUUUUGGAAA